This is a messenger RNA of Xyrauchen texanus (razorback sucker), 1766 nucleotides long. Its product is annotated as aquaporin-12-like. Gene Ontology annotation, molecular function: channel activity. Gene Ontology annotation, cellular component: membrane; cytoplasm. The record is from RefSeq and is a predicted model, not a curated record. Gene Ontology annotation, biological process: transmembrane transport. Bases 69 to 914 code for a protein of 281 amino acids. NCBI's taxonomy places the organism in Eukaryota, Metazoa, Chordata, Actinopteri, Cypriniformes, Catostomidae. The transcript has 3 exons.
UACAGUUUUGGUGAGCUUAAGUCUUUCUUUUUGCUCCGCACAGCAAGCUGUGCACAACACCAGGCGUCAUGUCAGGGCUUAACACUUCUCUGGCCUACUUCUUAACUGUGGUAGGAGCGAGUGCAGUCGGAAGGGUGCUGUUCACACGCUUGAAACAGCGGUGGAGUUUCCUAACAGAAUUCAUUGCUGCAUUUGCGCUUGCUGCCUGUAGACUAGAAGUGGCGACUAUUUCAGAGGUUGGUCAAUGGGCUGGUGCACUAGGGCCAGAUGUGGCCUUCACAAUACUUUUCCUAGCUUUAGUCAUCCAUGGUAUAAUCAUGCAAGGUGUGAGUGGCAAUCCAGCUGUGACCAUAACGGCACACCUCCAGAAAGAAAUUGGUGUUGUUGCAGCAGUUCUUAGCGUUGCGUCACAGUUUCUUGGUGCAUAUCUUGCCCUAUUAGUUGCUGGUAAAUACUGGGAGAUGGAGCUGACAGACAUGCAUAUGAUCAAGAAUCUGAUGAUGGCAGAGUGCAGUACUUCUUUGAGAGCCACACUGGUACAAGGAGCCUUUGCGGAAGCUAUUUGUGCAAUGACUUUUUACCUCGUUCAUGUCGUUCUAAAAAACAGGACACAGCUGCUGAGAAUUCCCAUCUUGGCUUUUUUGCUAACUUUCUUCGCCUAUGCAGGAAAUAACUACACCUCUGGAUAUGUGAAUCCAUCCCUCGCUUUUGCGCUCACAUUCACUUGUCCUGGACAUACCUUCUUGGAAUAUGCUGUUGUCUACUGGCUCGGGCCUCUUGUUGGUAUGAUUCUUGCACUGUUCCUGUAUUUGGGCAAUAUUCCAUUGUUGUUCAACAGGAAUCUACUUUACUCCAAGAAGGCACGUUUCCGGGUGCCAAAGGGGAAAAAUUCUGAUGAUAUUAAGACCAACUGAGAAACAUGAAAAUCGACAUUAAUAUACAGUUUUAUGUGCCCUUUGGAAUAGUUUUCCUCUCAUUAUGUUUUUGUUUUUAUGUUUGAAUUUCCUCACCUUACAUUAGCCAUUGUUUUACUAUAGUAAUAUUGUACCAACAAUGAUUGGAGUAACCAUGGUUAAUCUUGUGGUUACUAUGGUUUUACCACAGAUAUCAUGGUUACUGUACAGAGGUCUGCACGGACCUUAAAAUGCACUCUCUUUAUCAUUUCUUCUCCAUGCAAGUAUUAUUGCAAUUGGCUGUAUUUUAUGUAAACAUCAUAGGCAACAUUCGUAACAGUAUUUUUAACAGUAAACAUACACUGUUUUAACAAGGCACUGUGACUCCUCUGCACAUUAGAGCAGUAGAGGGGGAAACAUUAGCUUAAUGUUUAUCAAGCGCCAAAACGUGCUUGGUGCAGACUGAUUUGAAAUCAUGUGUAACAUUGUAACACAUUUCAUAUUAUGUCCUCUUUGCUGUCUGAAGUUUUUCAGAACGUCUAACCUUUGUGACAGCUUAGGUUAGCCUGGUUAUUUUUCAUUAAUUCCGAACCCAAUAUCAUACUUUUUGGUUUCUAGGGUCCCGUCAGGCCGGAUAAUUUACUGUUGUAAAAUCAUGGUUCAUUUAUUGUGAGGUAACUCAAAAUAAUUGCAAGGAAAUGCAAAACUAGGUCAAGAGAAUGUUUUCUCUUUUUUUUUUUUUGCAGUUUUGAAAAUAGGGAAACAUAACAGCCAUAUAGCAGGCAAACUUUUUAAUUGUAUAAUUUGAUUUUACACAAAUUUCUGUAACAAGUUUCCUUGUGUGGUUUAACAGCUUGAAUAAAGAUUAGUUGC